Molecule: messenger RNA, 2310 nt
Organism: Betta splendens (Siamese fighting fish)
Lineage: Eukaryota; Metazoa; Chordata; Actinopteri; Anabantiformes; Osphronemidae
Gene: ints11
Product: integrator complex subunit 11
Exons: 17
Coding region: 165-1970 (601 amino acids)
Biological process (GO): snRNA processing
Cellular component (GO): nucleus
Source: RefSeq, a predicted model, not a curated record
CGGACGUGUGCACAUUCAUCGCUACUCAUACGUGAAAUGAUGCACAUGUAUUUCUAAGUUAGAGAUAGAACACUCUUUCUAAUUAAGUGUUCUUUGCCGCCUUUUUGCCUGUCUAGGUUUUACCUGUCUGUCUAAACAAUCGCUUGCUCUAAUGAGAAAUAAACAUGCCUGAAAUAAAAGUAACACCACUUGGUGCUGGACAGGAUGUCGGUCGCAGCUGCAUUCUUGUCUCAAUCGGGGGUAAAAACAUCAUGUUGGACUGUGGAAUGCACAUGGGAUACAAUGAUGACAGACGAUUCCCAGACUUCUCUUAUAUAAUCCAGAAUGGACGUUUGACAGACUUUUUGGACUGUGUAAUUAUAAGCCAUUUUCACUUGGACCACUGUGGCGCUCUGCCCUAUAUGAGUGAGAUGGUUGGCUACGAUGGACCCAUCUACAUGACCCAUCCCACCAAAGCCAUAUGUCCCAUUUUGUUGGAAGACUUCCGCAAGAUCACUGUAGACAAAAAGGGAGAAACAAACUUCUUCACAUCGCAGAUGAUCAAGGACUGCAUGAAGAAAGUGGUCCCUUUGAACCUGCAUCAAACUGUCCAGGUGGAUGAUGAGCUGGAGAUCAAGGCGUACUAUGCAGGUCAUGUCCUGGGAGCUGCAAUGGUGCACAUCAAAGUGGGAUCAGAGUCUGUGGUUUACACUGGUGACUAUAAUAUGACACCAGACAGGCAUUUAGGUGCUGCAUGGAUUGAUAAGUGUCGCCCAGACAUUCUGAUCUCAGAGUCGACCUAUGCCACCACCAUCCGUGAUUCAAAGAGAUGCAGAGAGAGGGACUUUUUGAAGAAAGUGCACGAAACCAUAGAAAGAGGAGGGAAGGUUCUCAUUCCUGUUUUUGCCCUUGGAAGAGCACAGGAACUCUGCAUCUUGUUGGAAACCUUCUGGGAGAGAAUGAACCUAAAGGCCCCGAUCUACUUCUCUACCGGUCUGACAGAGAAGGCCAAUCAUUACUACAAGCUGUUCAUAACAUGGACCAACCAGAAGAUCCGAAAAACCUUUGUACAAAGAAACAUGUUUGAAUUUAAGCACAUCAAGGCUUUUGAUCGCUCCUAUGCUGAUAAUCCCGGGCCCAUGGUGGUGUUUGCCACACCAGGUAUGCUGCACGCUGGUCAGUCUCUGCAGAUUUUUAAGAAAUGGGCAGGCAAUGAGAAGAACAUGGUAAUCAUGCCUGGAUAUUGUGUACAAGGAACAAUUGGUCAUAAGAUCCUAAACGGGCAGAGAAAGUUAGAGGUGGAAGGGAGAGCAACAUUGGAUGUGAAGCUGCAGGUGGAGUACAUGUCUUUUAGCGCCCAUGCAGAUGCUAAAGGAAUCAUGCAGCUCAUUCGUAUGGCGGAGCCUCGCAACAUGUUGCUGGUACACGGGGAGGCAGUGAAGAUGGAAUUCCUUAAGGGCAAGAUUGAACAGGAAUUCAGCAUAGACUGCUACAUGCCAGCCAAUGGAGAGACGGCGACUGUGACAACAAACCCCAGUGUUCCUGUGGAUAUUUCACUCAACCUGCUCAAGAGGGAGAUGGCUCUAGGAGGGUCUCUGCCUGAUCCCAAAAAACCUCGCAGCAUGCAUGGAACUCUGAUCAUGAAAGACAACAGCCUGAAGCUGGUGUCGUCAGAGCAGGCGCUGAAGGAGCUGGGCCUCAAUGAACAUCAGCUGCGCUUCACCUGCCGCGUGCAGCUCCAGGACCCGCACAGCGACUCGGACACGCUCCACAGAAUCUACACACACCUUAAGAGUGUGUUAAAGGGCUAUACCACCCAACACCUCCCUGACGGCACCGUCAUAGUGGAGUCCAUUGUCAUCAAAGUCUCCUCCACUCCUGAAGAUGCGAACACCAAGGUCAUACUACUGUCCUGGAGUUAUCAGGACGAGGAUCUGGGGAGCUUCCUUUCAGCUCUGCUCAAAAAAGGGCUUCCAUCUGGACUGUGCUGAAACACUUAAGUAAUUCAUACAGUGUUUCAAAGCUGCGUUUGUGAAGGCUACAAACGUCAGCGCAGAGAAUUCAAACCAAGAUCAACAAUCAUUGAUAGCGUCUAGACUGAAUUACCCUCGGCUUCCUCCACAGGAAGCCACAACGAUGCCUGUUCUAAACCUCAUCCCGCAUGUUAAAAUAGUGUUAAUGUUAUGGAGGACUGGUCAGUUUUUGUAGGUGACACUAAUUUAUCUCGUCACUGAACAACACAAGACAAAUAAGAAAAAUGGAAAUUUGGAUUCUAAUAUCUCAUUUAUUUUGAUGUACAAAGCUAAUUUGAAUAAAAACCGUUGUUUUUUU